Carcharodon carcharias (great white shark) is the source of this 6590-nucleotide messenger RNA. Its product is annotated as SEC23 interacting protein. Gene Ontology annotation, cellular component: COPII-coated ER to Golgi transport vesicle. Gene Ontology annotation, molecular function: metal ion binding; protein binding. NCBI's taxonomy places the organism in Eukaryota, Metazoa, Chordata, Chondrichthyes, Lamniformes, Lamnidae. The record is from RefSeq and is a predicted model, not a curated record. Gene Ontology annotation, biological process: endoplasmic reticulum to Golgi vesicle-mediated transport. Bases 25 to 3036 code for a protein of 1003 amino acids. The transcript has 19 exons.
GUUACGUGUCGGUGCCGGAGCAAGAUGGCCGAGAGGAAAGGCAACACCAACUUGCUGUUCUCGUCCGAUACUGAGUUCAGCUUUCCCGUGCCCUUCAUUCCCGUCAGCCAGGCUCAGGCCCUGGCCCCGGGCCCGGGCCCGGUGGCGGACACCAGUCUUCUCUCAGCCGAUGAAUCGACAGAUGUUGGUGAGGAGGACAGUUUUGUGGGUCAGACUUCUGCUCCCACAAGCCAUCCAUCAACAUUCAGCUACUUCACUCAAACUGCUACCAACAAUGAUCCUUUUGCGAAUAUUGGACACCAUCCUUUCACAACGGCAACACCACCUGCAGGGACAGCUUCAUUGCUAAAAACUUCAGCUGAAGUACCCCUUGCUUCUACAACACAACCUGUGCAGGAUCCCUUUGCAUUUCAGAGCCCGCAGUCUCAGUCCGGCUACAUGGCUCCCCCGGUCUCUCAGCAUAUUAGCACAACAUAUCAGAAUACUCAGCAUGGAGUUUCCUCAUCAACUGCUUUCACAUCUGCUACCCCUCCUCAGACCCAGCAUAACUAUAAUCCUUAUCGCCAGAAUUUACAGAGUAGCCGGGCCAGUCCGUACUUCGCGCCACCUAUGCUGCAGCAAAGCCAAAGCCAAGGUCACCAGCAGAUGCUUCCCUUGCAGUCUGCUGCCCCGACAGAUCAUCUUUACCAGACACCACCAACAUCUCCACCACAGGCAACUGUAGGGCAGCCUAUGUUACCGCCCCCUGCUUCUAAACCUAUAUCCACAGCAAUGCAGCCUUUACUGAAUUUGCCAUUUAACUUCUAUGAAUCUGUGCGACCACAUUGGUUCUACUGCAAGCUGGUGGAAGAUAAACCAAUCUGGAUGCCGUUCAGCUUUCUGGACACAGUGAAGCUGGAGGAAGUUUACAACUCCAUACAACCAGACCCUGAAAAUGUGAUUGUGUCCACUGAUGGAGGUCGCUAUGACAUUCAAUUGUAUGAUCGCACACGGCAUGCUGUGUACUGGGAAGAGGAGCCAUCUGAAGUGAGACGAUGCACAUGGUUUUACAAGGGGGACAUGGACAGCAGGUUUAUUCCUUACUCUGAGGAAUUCAGCGAGAAGCUGGAGGGAGAAUAUAAAAAAACUGUAACUACCAACCAGUGGCAUAAAAGACUCGAGUUCUCUAGUGGGGAGACCAUUGUUAUGCAUAAUCCAAAGGUUAUAGUUCAGUUCCAGGCUUCCUCACAACCAGAUGAAUGGGGAACCACACCGGAUGGACAGACUAGGCCCAGAGUGGUCAAACGUGGGAUUGAUGAUGACCAUGAUGAGAUUCCUGAAGGUGAGCUGCCACCGGUUAAUCAUCUGGUGUUCAUGGCACAUGGAAUUGGACCUGUAUGUGACCUACGUUUCAGAAGUAUUGUUGAAUGUGUCGAUGACUUCAGAAAUGUUUCUUUGAAAUUACUGCGCACGCACUUUAAAAAAGCAGUAGAUGAGAAAAAAAUCACACGAGUCGAAUUCCUUCCUGUGCAUUGGCAUAGUGCUCUUCAUGGAGAUGCUACUGGAGUAGACAGGCGUAUGAAGAAAAUCACAUUACCAAGUAUAGGCCGCUUGCGUCACUUUACCAAUGAGACAUUAUUGGACAUAUUCUUCUACAACAGCCCUGCAUACUGUCAGACUAUUGUGGAUAAAGUGGUUGCAGAAAUCAAUCGACUAUAUGCUCUCUUCUUGAGUCGAAACCCUAAUUUCAAAGGAGGAGUUUCCCUUGCAGGACACAGUCUUGGUUCUCUGAUCCUUUUUGAUUUGUUGGCCAGUCAGACGGGCUGCUCUUCCCCUGGCGAUCCCACUCUAUUAGCAUCUAAUGGGACUGUGAAAGAUCCUAUAAUCCCAGAAGAGACUCAGAUAGAGAACCAGAAUUGCCAAGAUCCUGACGAUUUUGAGGAAUUGAAGAAUGAACAAGAGGAAUUCCUGACACUGCUGCAAGCAUUGGAAUCGCUUGGUCUUUCUGAGUACCUCAGCACUCUGGAAAAGGAAGAAAUAGACAUGGAGUCAUUGCUCAUGUGUACUGUAGAUGACUUGAAGGAAAUGGGGAUCCCUCUUGGACCAAGAAAGAAAAUUGCCAACUUUGUGAAGGAGAAAGUAAACGCACAGGCAAAGGAGAAAGCUGCAGCAGAAAAGAAAGCAGUAUUGGAGGCUCUGAAGAAAGCUCAGCAAGAAGAAAUACAAAAAACCAAGGGUGAAGCUGUUCAAGUGGAAUCAAUAGCUGCAGAAAAGCAGGGAGUGCUGAAGAAGAUGCUGUCUUACGCUGGCACUAGUGUUUCAUCUGUCUCAGUGCUAUAUGACCAGUUUGAAGCUGGUGCUGGCCAGGUGUCUGUGGCUUAUCAAGCACUUGACUUUGAACCAGAUAACUUCUUUGCCUUGGGUUCUCCUAUUGGUAUGUUUCUCACAGUGCGUGGGCUGGAGAAGAUUGAUGAAAAUUACCGGCUACCAACCUGCAAGAGAUUUUUCAAUAUUUAUCAUCCAUUGGAUCCUGUGGCAUAUAGAAUGGAGCCCAUGAUUCUCCCUGGUUUGUGUAUAAAACCAGUUCUCGUUCCACAUCACAAAGGUAGAAAGAGACUGCACCUUGAGUUGAAAGAGAGUCUGUCUCGUAUGGGCUCAGAUUUAAAACAAGGCUUCAUUAGUUCUCUGAAGAAUGCCUGGCAGACACUGAAUGAAUUUGCACGUGCCCACACUUCUUCAACCCAGUUGCAAGCUGAGCUAGAGAAGGUAGCUAACCAAAUUAAAGAGGAAGAAGAAAAACAUGUGGAGGAAGAACAAAAGUUGGUGGAAAGUCCAGAAUCACCCAAAGAUGAAGAUUCAACAGUGAAGAUUGGAAUGCUGAAUGGAGGACAUCGUAUUGAUUAUGUUCUACAAGAAAAACCAAUUGAGAGCUUCAAUGAAUAUUUGUUUGCUCUUCAGAGCCACUUAUGUUACUGGGAAUCAGAAGACACUGCUUUGUUGUUUCUUAAAGAAAUUUACAAAUCACUGGACAUCAGCCCUGAACAGCCACAGCAUUGAUGGCCAUAGGCUGUGCUGUAUUUACCUCAGCAACAUUGGUCAUCUGAUAUACCAUCAGCUCUGCUGGACACAAUGUGAUUUUAGACUCUCAAAUGAGAUCAGUAGUUGCAUCUGUUAUUUUCCUACUGGGACAACAGUAUUUAUACAGUCUGCAAUUAUUCAACAAUACAAACAACUGACUCUAAAGAAAAAAUUCUUACUUUGAAAAACUAUAACUUUACUUGAUUGUCACCAACUCAGAAGUGUCUUGUGUUAAAUUAAUGAAGCUGUGCAACUGAUCCUUUGAGAAAGCUUCUGUUCUGAUUUAUUUGCUAGCUAAGCUAUUCAUUAGUCUCCUGAAAUCACUCCUACAUUGUUUUCAGGAUACCUGCUUGCCUAGUGGAGCUGAUGAAAUGUGCAUUAUUCUCUCCUCUUGUCCCUGUUAACUCAUUCCAUCUACUGUAGAGUUCAUUCACUUAAUCUGCGUUGGCUUACUUCAGAUAAGUGAAUGAUUAGGGUUUACAAGGGUGCAUCUUGAAUUAGGCCACCCAUGCUUCUGCCAAAUGUAAUGCAUUUUUAAAUAUAUAUUUCAUUUGUUGAUUUGCAAAAUAUUUUAAUUUUUAUUAAUUGUUUUCUGGCUUAUAUAAAUAGUAAAUAUUCUAAUGUCUAAAUUGAUUGCACACUGUGAAUUCAAGAGGCAUGCCUUGUAUGUACUAUACUGUUCAACUGCAAAAAAAAAUUUCAUGCUAUGAAAUUAAUUUGCUUGUCAAACUAUAAUGUACAUUGGAUCCCCACGCCCUCAGAAGAAAUUCAGUCCCUCUUUUCAGAUGCACCCCAAAUGGUGAUGAUAAGGUUUUUUCUGGAAUACAAUAUACUAUACAUUGUUACAAAAUUGCAGCAAUUGUCAGACUGAUAUAUAUAGUUUCAUCCCCACACAGAAAGCUUUAAGAUGGACCUAGCUCAAUUUUCACCUUUUAUAAAAUCCAAAUAAAUAGCUGCUUCAAACCAUACUGCUUAUGCUGCCAUAUACAUGAUUUUUGGGUUUCAUAAGCUUUGGUGACGUUCUUUCAGGCCAAUUGGCUGAUGAUACCAAAUGCACAGAGUUGUAAUGAAAUAAAGAACUUAUAUUGUGAUCAAUGAUAUGGAAAUUACUGAUGAUUGUUAUUAUUUUAGAAUGGAAUUUUGUUAUUAGACCUCAACAGACAGAAUGUGCUACUUCAUUUGUUAUGUCAUUAAAGUAGCCAGCAAUUGUUUCCCUUACAGUAUGAUAUAACCAAGCAACUGGUUAAUCAAUUAAAUACCAGGCCCAUGAGGAAACCUUUCAGUUGUCUCUUUCUUCCCUUCUUCCAAGCUAUGGCACAAUUUAGCCAUCCUGAAUUCCCUCUUUUCUCUCUCUCUGUCAGUCACUUGCUGCUUGCGUAACAAAACCCUGACAGUGUUAUGUCCAGAUGAUUCUGAAAUUUUGAAUGUAGUCUUCUUGCCAAACCCUGGAGAACUGGAGGUAAACUUUUCUUCAGACAAUCAAGUGUGCUGCAUGGUGCUUACAAUGUUUUCUGUUGGAUAAAGCUUCAAUCUUAGGACAUGUUAUGAAAGGUCCUGGGAGAAACAAUAGGCUCCAUGCAAACAACAGCGCUUUACUUCGGCAGCACAUUGCUUUUAUAUUUUCCUGCACACUUCACUUCCCCCUCUCUCCUGGACCUAAACCUGAGGCAGCUAUCUGGAUAUGGUGUUUGGGUUUUGUGAACGUACAUACAAUCAUGUUGCAUUUAUAACAACCUGCAAAUUAAAGUUCACAGUUAAACAUGGCAUACAAUUGGUAUAGUUGUUAAUUUCCUUUUUGUCAAUAGUGCAUCCUUUUUAAGAAGGAAGGAGGAAGCCAGUGAGGCUGUAAAAACCUUGGAUUCAGGCUAUUGGACCCUGAUGGGUCUCAAAUUAUCUUAUGAUGCUUUGCCACUUAUAGUUAAAAGAAGUGAUUGUGCCAAGUAAGGGGAAAAUAACUGCACGAUUUCUACUGAAACAUUUUUGAAACAUUUCCUUGUGAUGCCCCUGGUGUAUUGGUUAUACAAAACAAAAUCUCACUUGAAGAAUGAAGACAGCCUCACUGAAAAUCCAGCAAUUUGCUUAAAUAAUGAGUUUCUCAUACAACAGGAAGAGCAUUUCUGGUUUUGUCCAAAUGGGAAAUAAAUUUGAUCAAAGAUUUUCUUGUCUCAGAUUAGUAUUAAGUAAAUUUAAAUGUAACCAUAUGUAGGCAUUGUAGAAACUAAUUAUUUGCUUAGUAUUUACCAUUGAGCUGAUUUAUAAUUCCUAAUUCAAUACCUAAACUCUAGUUGUAUUCCUCAACCUGUAAGAAUAAAUGACAGCUGGAAGUAUAAAUGACAGCUAUCACCAUGUGUGGAGCUUGGAUAAUCUUUUGACUGGAGUCGUAAUGAUAGAACAGCCCUUGAUUUAGAGUUUGACAUACCAAGGCUCAGUCAUACUCCUAUGUGAAUUUCUUUUGCCUGUUCGGUAUUCAGGCCAUGGUUUUGUUUAUCGAACUAUUAGGAUCGUCAGCUCUAGAGGUAGAGCAAGUUGAAGUGUUUUACUGUGCUUCUGCAGGUAAAUUCCACAUUAAGGCUGCAAUCAGUUCUUUGCUGGGAGCCUUGGAAAACAAAUUGGUCAAAAAAUUAGGAAUUCUUAAUCUGAAACAAGUUGUAUUUUUUAAUUAUGCUAUGCUGCCAUAUUUUCACCCUGUGAGAGAAUAUCUGCUGCAGUUGAGUUAUUCUGCUUUGUAAAGUAGCUAUCAGAAUGUAACAUUCCACCAUCUCUGCUUAUCUUUGAGUUUAUAGUCUUCAUUCCAGUAAUCCAGCACUGAAGAAUCAAAUCAAAUAACCAUAGUUUUACAGAAAUAACCCUUUGCCACACAGGUCCUUUCCACCUACUCCCAAAAAAGACUGUAUUUGACUGUUCAACCUACUGUAACUUAAUUGCUUAACACAGCUGGUUCAACCUCUUAUUAACAUAGGUUCCUGUGUUUGUAUUUGUAUUCUUUUUAAAAAAGCAAUCUUCAAGCCCAUUCUUCAUACAUUUGCCUCUGCCAUCUUUUCUCACAAAGCUUUACUAUUAAAUGGCCAGCUGAUCAGCUUUAUUCAGAUUUUAUUUUUAAAAAUCAUAAUUUUCAUGCCCAUCACUUCAAGUAACCUUUUAAUUUGUUUCUUUAGAAAUGAAAGUUACCUGAUUACUUUAAGCAGCUUCACGGUUGCAAUGUUCUUGGCAAUAUUGUGUAAAGUGCAAAAUAACAAAUGAAGCAGAAGUGGAUUUCUAUGCCAUGACUUUUGUAUAGGAGGAGACUUUGUAUGCACUCUCUAGCCCUGCCUUCCCCUUCCUAAAGUUAAACAAAGGGUGGUCAACUUUGAGAAAUCCUGCACACAGGGAUUGACACAAAUGAACAUGGGAAAGGUGACAUGUGUCCAUCUUGACAUAUAUUAAGGAUUAAAAGUGCAAACGCUGCCUAAACAACAUUGAAACUGCAGUAACUUCUGUCAACCAGCCUCUGAUGUAAUUUAUUGUAAUUGUAAAAUAAAUAUGGAUUCUUUGCC